Molecule: messenger RNA, 769 nt
Organism: Brassica oleracea var. oleracea
Lineage: Eukaryota; Viridiplantae; Streptophyta; Magnoliopsida; Brassicales; Brassicaceae
Exons: 2
Biological process (GO): regulation of growth
Source: RefSeq, a predicted model, not a curated record
AAUCCUACGAUGGAAGCAGCAAAGAGAGAAGCAAGAGAGAUGAGUCAGUUGGCACAUCUAGUAGCUUAGAGUUGAGAGGUUCCUCUAAUGACUUUACGGUGAACAAUAGAGAGAAGCAAUCCAGUGGAGAUUUCAAUCGUGCCUCUACUCUAACAGAAAGUGCAUCUCCAAGCAGUUUGUUAUCAACCUCGACGCAAAUGCAUGGCAGUGGAUUAAUCUCAUCAAGAAAAGACUCUCUACAACCUACUACCAGGAUGGCAGAGUCUACUCACCAAAGUGGUGAACUUAGAAGAGGAGGUAGCAGCAUCUUGCAGAAGCCAACUUUGUCUAACAGUUAUUUGUUUAGUUCUCCGGACACAUCAUCUCGACCUUCUGAAUCUUCGGAUGAUUACGGUGCAACCUCUUACUCUGCUAAAAAUGAAGCAACUGUGAAGAGGAAUCGUCCAUCUUUCCUUGAUUCCCUUAAUAUUUCAAGAGCUUCCGAGACUCAGUAUCAACACCCUGAGAUUCAUGAAACAUCAAGUGGUUCCCAUUUAACUGUCGGUGAUGAGUCAGGACCAUCUUCACUCCAGUAUAUAUCAGGAAAGAGCGACAGUAACGGUCCGUCAUCUGAUUCUCCUUAUCCAUAUGACAAUUUCAGGAGUCCUUCGUUUCCUGUUGCCAAUGGAGUAAUGCCAGGUUUCACUGAUUACUCCAUCCCAAAGCAAAAUGAUGAUUUUAGUUCUCUGGAACAGGUACUUUUCUUAUAUUCUUGCCCUUCUUUUCUUUU